This is a messenger RNA of Musa acuminata AAA Group (dessert banana), 7348 nucleotides long. RefSeq lists its product as uncharacterized. Gene Ontology annotation, molecular function: metalloendopeptidase activity. Bases 326 to 5608 code for a protein of 1760 amino acids. Gene Ontology annotation, biological process: CAAX-box protein processing. Lineage: Eukaryota; Viridiplantae; Streptophyta; Magnoliopsida; Zingiberales; Musaceae. Gene Ontology annotation, cellular component: membrane. The transcript is spliced from 12 exons. The record is from RefSeq and is a predicted model, not a curated record.
CGCCUUCUCCUCCCUGCGGUAUAUGCCAAAGGAAACACAGCCGCAAGAAUCGCAGUGGAGGGAGGAGCUCCGUCGAUUCAAUUGACCGUUAAAAAAGGAGCCGUUACGGAUAGGGAAGCCAUAGCGCAGAAAGAAAAGGGCAGUACUGUCAUUUUAUGCUGCCCUUCUCCUCCUCAUCUCCUCCACGUGCCGCCAUCUCCUACUCCCUUCCACUUCCCGCCCCUUUCCAGCCUCUUCUCGGCCGUCCUCGACCACCGUCCCUAUCUCGACACCUACGGUUUUCUUGGAGCUCGCAAGAAACCCUAGCUGGGAAUUACGCAUCCGAAUGAUCCUCCGAUCGGUGCCCUCCCAAUUCGAUCUCCAAGCCGCGUUGCUCCGUCCCGAGAAUCCUCACCGGUCUCGCCGGAGCCCUCGGAUCCGGGAGGCGGUCCUCCCCCAUAACAAGCCGCGGGGGAGGCGGCGGCGGGUGGAGGUCCGCGUCCGGUCCUCGCUCGAUGGCUUCUUACAGGACCUCGUCGUUGCCUUCCCCUCCCUGACCUCCCUCGACCUCCUCUUCGCCCCUGCGAUCGGAUUUGCCGCUGGUGCCGCUUUUUAUUUCUCUUCUUUAAGGAGGGGAAAGCCGUCUGAUGUGGAUGCCGUGGUUGGAGACUGGGUUCUGUUCACGAGCCCGACGCCGUUCAACCGGAGCGUCCUCCUCCGGUGCCCUUCGGUGUCAUUUGAGGAUGGUGGCGAGCUUUUAGAGGGAGUGAACGAGAGUCUUCUCAGGGACGAGCGGCACUACGUGAAUCUCAGCAGCGGAAAGAUCCCCUUUGCAAGGGACGAGGGAGAAGAGGGGCCUGAGGAGGAGAUAUCCUACCAGAGGGCCUGCGUGGGGACGGAUGAUGGAGGGGUUAUCUCAUUGGAUUGGCCCGAAAAUUUGGACUUGGGGAAGGAGCAUGGGUUGGACACGACAGUGCUCAUCGUGCCAGGGACUGCUGAAGGGAGCAUGGAUAGAUACGUUAGAUCUUUCGUAUCUGAUGCCCUCCAGCAUGGUUAUUUCCCCAUUGUCAUGAAUCCAAGAGGUUGUGCUGGUUCCCCAUUGACUACACCAAGGUUAUUCACAGCUGCUGACAGUGAUGAUGUCUUCACAUCUCUCCAAUUCAUCAGCACAGUAAGACCCUGGACAACUGUGAUGGGUGUUGGUUGGGGUUAUGGUGCAAAUAUGCUGACAAAGUAUCUUGCUGAAGUAGGAGAGUCAACUGUCCUAACUGCUGCUGUUUGUGUAGAUAAUCCAUUUGACUUGGCUGAAGCCACCAGGUCAUUCCCUCAUCAUAUUGCUUUGGACCAAAAGCUCGUGAGUGGGUUGAUAGAUAUUCUGCAAGAUAACAAGGAACUCUUUCAAGGUAAAGCUAAAAGUUUUGAUGUUGGAAAAGCUUUGUCAACAAAAUCUGUUCGUGAUUUUGAUGGAGCUAUAUCAAUUAUUUCUCAUGGGCAUGAUACAAUUGAGGACUUCUAUUCCAAGACCAGUACAAGACAGUCAAUACAGAGUCUUAAGAUUCCUGUUCUUUUUAUACAGAGUGAUGAUGGGACUGUGCCAACUUACUCUAUUCCACGCAGUUCAAUAGCAGAAAAUCCAUUUACAAGCCUGCUUCUUUGUUCUUACUUGCCUUCAUCUUUUAUGGCAACAAGGCAUUCUGCCAUUUUUUGGUGCCAACAUCUUGCUAUUGAGUGGAUAUCAGCAGUGGAGUUUACACUUCUGAAGGGUCGUCCUCUUUUAAAAGAUGCUGAUGUUACCAUCAAUCCUUCAAAAGGUUUGGCAUUUAUUGAUGAGAGAGCACCAGAGCAGAAUAUUUCCAAUGGUGUUGAAGGGAGAUACAAUUCUUCCCCUUUGCAUUUAAGCCAUAAGAUUGUAGAUGGGUAUAUAAAUAGGAAGCUUACCCAGCCAAACUCUGUAAAUGGAUUGCUUGAUGAUCCAGCUAAUAGUGUGCUUAAGCAAACUGAUGCUGCAGCUCAAGGUAAAGUUAAUGGUAAUGUGGAUUCAAGAAGUGAGGUACAGCAGAUAGAGAGUGAAGAUGAUGAUAGAACAAAGCAUAUCAAUGCCAUUGAUUUCCAGAAUAGUAGUGCAGAUACUGAGAUGGAUGAAGAAGAAAACAAAGUUUUACAAACUGCAGCUGUUGUCAUGAAUAUGCUUGAUGUUACAAUGCCUGGCGCUCUUGAUGAUGAACAGAAGGAAAAGGUUCUUUCUGCUGUUGGGCAAGGAGAAAACCUGGUGAGAGCUCUUCAAGGAGCUGUGCCAGAAGAUGUACGUGGAAAGCUCACAACUGCUGUUACUGAAAUUAUGCAAACUCAAGGGAAAAACUUGAAUCUUGAAGGACUCAAUAGGAUUGGUUGGAUUCCUAAUGUUACGUCAAAGGUAAAUUCAAGGAUCCAAGAUACAGUGAAGAUCUCAGUGAAUGAGAAUGGCAAUGAUGAGAACAAUUCAGGUGUGGGUCAUGAGGGGAGGGUGCAAGGUGAUCUAGAACAGUUAAAUUCGGUCAAUAUCAGCAUUUCAGAAAAUGUUGAACCCUCUGAACAGAGAACUUCUCAGUCUCCUGGACUUACUGAUGAUGGAUGUGAACCAAGCCAGGGUAAUAGUAUGGAGAGGGUUGAUCAUGUGAUAGAUGAAACUGGUGGUGAGAAGCACAAGUUCAGUCAAAGACUUGGAAUUGCUGAUAAGCACACUGAAGAUGAUAAUUUUCUUAAUGAUGCAAGUUAUAUCCAUUACAGUGAAGAAAAGAGUACAGACCAUAACAAAGAACAAAAUAUGCCAAUUUCUAUAUCUAAUUCUGAGGAGUCACUUUCAUCAAGUGUGUCAGUAUCAGAUCACCAGGUUGUGCAGAAAGAAUGCUAUGAAUUUCAGAAGAACGAAGACAAAGUUAAUCAGGAAUUGCAUCAAAAUUCACAUAGUUCCACAACAUCAAAUGAAGCUUUACAAUGCUCUUCUAAGCCCCCUUCACUCAGUGUCACUCAAGCAUUAGAUGCCUUGACCGGAUUUGAUGAUUCUACACAGAUGGCAGUUAACAGUGUGUUUGGGGUUUUAGAAAACAUGAUUGACCAGUUAGAGAAAAGUAACAAUGAAGGGGAUGAUGAUGAAGUGAAGAAAAGUAAGGAUGAGAUAUCUCAAAUUCUAUCGCCUGACCUUCCCACCGUCAAUGGAGACGAUUAUAAAAGGACAGAGCAGAGAAGCAAUCGAUCAAGUAAAGUAUCAAAUAUAAAUCUGUCACCUAGGCAUCCUGAUAAUUAUGUAAAUAAGGAAGACAUUCAACCUGAUAACACUGUGGAAGAUAAAUUGGGUUCGAAUUGUAUUGCUAAUAGCCUUGAAUCAUCCACAGAAACUAGGACUGGAGGGUCCGAAUUAAAUACUUUAGGACUUAAUCCCUCAAACAAAAUUGGUAAAGUUGGCCCUUUACAAAAUUAUUCUCUAGACAAAGCUAUUGACCCUUAUUAUUGGGGCUCACCAUAUGAAGCAUAUCUCCAGAGGUAUAUUUCUUCUUGGUUCCCAAGAUCAAAAUCAUCUGAUUUGGAUUCAACUACUGAUUUAUUCCUUGACCCAGAAAAGGGUCAGUGGAAAAUGCUAGAUCAAGCAGGAAGUUUCAGUGGUAACAUAGAAGAAGGCUGGCAAAAUCAGAUUAUCAAUGGAGACACCGAAAAUCAGCAUCAGUCAUCAACGCAAAGUGACACAGAUAGUAUUAUCGAGACAUCAUAUGCGAUUUUAGAUUCAGAACUUCCAGAAAUUGAACAACAAUUAACUGAAACUUUUGAUACUAAGGGUGGUUGGGAUACAAAAGAAGAGGAAAUGCUGUGCUUAAUUAGGAACAAUUUACUUGAUUCUCUGAAGGUUGAAGUUGAUCGUAGAUUGAGCACUUCCAAUUUGAAGGAAUUGGAAGGGGAUCUUGUAGAUGAUAUGAAACAAGUUGCUGAUGCAGUAACUAAAGCAAUCGUUCUAGACAAUCAUUUAGACUUGAAGUCGCUUUCAGAGGAUAGCCACCUAGAAAUGGUAAAUGGUACACUAGAUGGAGAACACACUGUCAAAAUAAUAUCUUCUGCAAUUGAGGAAACCAGAUAUUUGAAGAAGGUCCUUCCACUUGGUUUAAUUGUUGGUUCACUCUUGGCAUCUUUGAGAAAGUACUUCAAGAUUGCUGCUUUACAUUAUGUAGACCAAAACAAAGAUAUUGAGAAACCUGGAAAUAUUCAGGAGAAACAUUCUGAGGAGGAGGUUUACACCAGGAAUGAACAUCUUGAUGAUGAGAAAAUUCAAGUUUACAAUGAUUUAACUGGUGUGGAUAAAAACUCUGCCACUACUAAUUACAGUAAAGAUGUAGUCAUGGUUAGAGCAGUUACCGCCACCUUAGGUGCAACUGCAUUAUUAGCACACCAUCAGCAAAAGGACACUUACAAAAGCAGUCAAGUAAUGGAAGUUCCUUCAAGUGUAACUAACAUAGAAGGGUCUCAAAAUGAGGAGCAGACUAAGUCUGAAGAGGCAACCCAAGAGAAGAAUCCAAUUACUAUUGUGAGCAGUCUAGCUGAGAAAGCAAUGUCUGUUGCUGGACCUGUAGUACCGACCAAGGAUGAUGGGGAAGUGGAUCAGGAGAGACUGGUCGCUGUUCUAGCAGAAUUAGGACAGAAGGGUGGAUUGUUGAGAUUAGUUGGUAAAGUUGCUUUGCUCUGGGGUGGUUUACGUGGUGCUAUGAGCUUGACUGACAGGCUCAUCUCAUUUUUGCAUAUUGCUGAGCGUCCACUGUUUCAGAGGGUUAUUUGGUUCGGCUGCAUGGUUCUUGUCUUAUGGUCUCCAGUGGUGAUUCCCCUACUCCCAACACUAGUACAAAGUUGGACAACGAGGACAUCAAAUAAAAUUGCUGAAUAUGCAUGUGUUUUGGGACUCCAUGUUUCUAGUAUGAUCCUUGUUGUACUUUGGGGUAAAAGAAUACGAGGCUAUGACAAUCCCCUUGAACAAUAUGGACUGGAUCUCACAGAACCCAGGGUCCUUGGUUUUGUUAAAGGUUUGAUUGGAGGAAUGGCAAUCGUCAUGUCUGUACAUUCUAUCAAUGGAUUACUAGGAUAUGCAAGCCUCUCCUGGCCAUCAGGUUCCACUUCGUUGUCUCUGAAAUCAUUCAUCAACAUGCUACUACUAGGUGUUCGAGGGAUUAUUACAGCAACAGGUGCUGCUCUAGCUGAGGAGUUGUUGUUUAGGUCAUGGCUUCUUGAGGAAGUUGCAGUAGAACUCGGAUACUACCGUGCCAUUAUGAUAUCUGGAGUUGCAUUUUCUCUAAUUCACAGGUCCCUACCUUCAAUACCUGGAUUUUUGCUAUUAUCUUUGGCACUUUUUGGAAUUAAGCAGAGAUCAAAUGAUAAAAUCUAUGUCCCAAUUGGAGUACGUUCUGGGAUAAUGAUCACCAAUUUUACCUUGCAAACUGGUGGCUUCAUCAGAUAUGAGUGUGGCACUCCUUCCUGGUUAAUUAAUACUCAUCCUCUGCAUCCAUUUGACGGUGUUGUUGGACUAAGUGUAUGUGUUCUGUUAGCCAUUCUUUUCUUUCCAAGGCAACCUCAGCAAGCGAAAUGUUCAAAGGAUAUUCAAGAACAGAAUGGAUGAACAUGGUAGACAUUUAGAGAGAUUUGCUGUUGGUCACUAGUUGCAUAAAUGCACAAAGCAUGGAAGAAUACAGUAAGGGUGAAAAUCUUGCUACUUUUAUAGAAAUGGAAUAUAAACAAUUGUACAGCAACAAAAGGAUGUUGGUAAUGCUGUAAAGAUGUUAAAAAUGUUGCAACCUCUUCAGAAAUUAUUAGGGCAACAGAAGGGGAAUCAAAAUGAUGAAUGUUUUUACCUCCAUUACUAACAAAUAAGGUCGUGAUGCACCAUAUUUUUUUCAGCUUAACAGUACAGUUUUGUGGAAAGCAGUUCUGUAAGAGAUUGAUGUUAGAUCAUAGACAUACACGAUUGGGAAAGAAUUGCGAAGGUGGUAAGCCUCAGUAAAUCUUGUUCUGUUCUGUCUUCAUCGUUACUUUUUACAUACAAUAACUGCACAAACGUGCUGUACUUUUUUGAAUAGUGAGUCCCUUUACUCUAGAGAAAGAUAUGAUUCAUCAGAUUUGGGAAGACAAAGAUAUAUUAAAAUGGUUUUCCUUUGUGUUUUAAGCUACUAAUAUAAAACAAUUAUUGUAAAGUUGUGAAGUAUAUGUACAGAUUUGAUUACUUGAUAUGUUACAAUAAAAGGUGGCAGAAGUUUCUUUGUGCGCUACUACUAUGGAAAAAAAAGAAAAAAUAGAAGUAAUAGCAUCCAGAAAGUUUUGUUGGUUGAUAUGGUACAAUGAUUUUUGAAUAAUUGAUUCGCCAUGUUGAGAUUGCUUGGAAACAGUAGUCUAAUGAGCUUAGAGAUGUUUACCAGUAUCUCAUCAUUAAUAUGGCAUUCAUACGCACACCGCCAUCAAGGGAGUUAGCUGAAGCUAGAAGAAGCAGCCAAUAGAGAAAGUUCAUUAAGGGUGAGAACUUGCAGUCACACUAUAUGACUUUGUAACUUUCUGCCUUGCCAUCAGUGUAGCAUGGGAGAUUGAUAAGAUGUCUUUCCUUGAAUCUGAGUUGGAACUUAGACUUGUUGAUGCAGGACACAGGAGAUAGGUCUGCAAAACCCUAUAUGGCAGAGGUGGAAUUUCUUAUUUAAAUCGGUGUACAGAAAGUGCAUAUGCCAUGAAGCAGCAGCUAUUACAGGCUGAAGGAGAAUAAUGCAUCAAUCAUCAGUCAGUGAAGCAGAGACGACGCUCGCUUGUAGAUGCACAAGUGGGAUUUAUUAGUGGAAGUCAGUAUAUCUUACUGAAGUUUCUUAAACACUACAAGGCCGCCAUUGUUGCACAAUCUUUUUGAAACUGUUAACUAAAAGCUUAGUUUUAGUUUGAGCUGGAUUUAAUGAAUCAAUGAGCUUUGAUGAUUACAAAGAUCUUGUAUGGGUGUGUCAAUGUCUUUAGAGACUUGGGAGGUAUUGCUGAAGUUGGACAUGUCAUCCUUUCCGGUGUCUCAGGGAGUAGAAGAGGUGGUGAAAUGGUGCACCACCAAUUUGGUCCAAUGAACUGUCUUCACAUGCUGGCCAUUUGAUCCAAUCAGAAGCUGGAUUAGAACUCUCCUUCCUUAGUCAUUGAAUAUGAAAAAUGUUACUCAGUUCGAAAUGGGCUUAAAUCUAUCUCAUUACUCUCACCUAUCUAAAUUCAGAAGUUGAUAGAUUGAGAUCUCCAUUUAUUUUUUUUGUAUGACUGAUGAUAUCGAUGUCUCCUCAUGGAGUUAUCAUUCAUGUGAACAAUGUGAUAUCUGCUAAUUCAUAGAAAUAAAGCCUGUAGUUGACAA